CCACCCGAGUCCAACAUGGACACGUUUUUCCGCCGUCACUUUAAGAGGAAGGAGGCUGCACUGCAGGUGGAACCUGAGGCCACAUCCGGCCGCCAGCGAAGGCCCAGCGUGGCCGUCCCCACCAGUAAGGCCCGCCGCCGGUCCAACGUCGGCCUCCCUUCCUCCACCCUGACCCAGAGGCGACGGUCCAGUGUCCAGCUGCAGGGUGCGUUGCCCUGUGCGGGCGGGGGGCGUUUGGCGAAAGCAUCCAGACACAGCAGGUUGGCAGGACACGGUCGCAGGCGCUCCAGCACCACCACUCCCAGCCUGAACCCGAGGUUCGCCGUGAGCAGGAAGAAGGUGGGGAAGCUGCGGACCAUCGACACCCACCUACUGGGGCCGUCCAUGCUGCUGGCCAGUCUCAUCCAGAUGGCUGAGGAGGAGGAGGAGGGGCUGGAGGCGGGGCUGCUGACUGGAGAGCAGCAGGUGGAGGUGAGGGGCGGGGCCAACAACAGGAGGAUGUUCUCACGCUCCAGCAGCCUCCACUCAGACGGAGAUGAGGACAGUGACGAUUACUCCAGCAAUGACGACAGCCAAUCAGAAGCCAGUCAGCCGUCAGAGGUGGAGCAGCUGGCCGAGGAGGAAGACGACGCCUCCUGGUCCCCUGAUGGACACGUCUCUCACUCCUCCACCCUGGAGGUGAUGAGAAAGGUCCCGCAGCUGCCGUCGACCUCGCGGCCCCUGAUCCGGGCCCCUCGCUGCCUCCGCAGGAACUCGUCUCAGGUGUGUUCAGGUGACUCGGCUCCUUACAGCCGCUGCCGCGCCUCCAUCCAGAGGAGGAGGAGGAAGAUCUCCACCAUCUCCAAAGCUGGGAGCCCCUGGCCUGGGAGAGGGCCCCCGCUGCCCAGCCGCAGGGCCUCAGUCUACUACCUCACCCACCCGGCCUUCUACAGGGGCCCCGGGGCCCUCAGUCCUCUGGGGGCCCACGGCUACGACUCCCGCCUGGAGAACUGGAGCGCCUUCCUGCUGAAAGCCAUCGCGAAGUCAGGUCUGCAGCAUGCGGCGACUCCGCCGAGCAUCUCAACGUCCAGUCAGAGCGACCUGCUGCAAGAGCCCAGUAGCACCGUGGACUGGAGCGAUAAUGCCCAGUUCGGGGACCACAUCUGGUUUGAGACCAGUGGGUCUGGAGACUUCUGUUAUGUUGGAGAGCAGUACUGCGUCGCCAAGUCGCUGCAAAAGUCUGUGGCGAGGAAGAAGUGUGCCGGGUGUAAGAUCUCAGUCCACACCAUGUGUAUGGAGCAGCUGGAGAAGAUCAAUUUCAGGUGCAAGCCAUCGUUCAGAGAACCAGGAUCCCGAGCCAUUAGAGAGUCCAACGUGGUGAGACAUCACUGGGUCCACAGGAGACGUCAGACAGGGAAGUGUCGACAGUGUGGGAAGGGUUUUCAACAGAAGUUCUCGUUCCACAGUAAAGAGAUUGUUGCGAUCAGCUGCUCGUGGUGUAAACAGGCGUAUCACAACAAGGUGACAUGCUUCAUGCUGCAGCAGAUAGAGGAGUGUUGCUCUCUGGGCGCUCACGCUGCCGUCAUCAUCCCCCCUACCUGGAUCAUCAGGGUCCGUCGACCACAGUCGUCUCUGAAGUCCAGUAAGAAGAAGAAGAGGACGUCACUGAAGUGCAACAAGACGAGUAAGAAGGGAUCUGAGCUCCAAGAUGGCCGCUGGAAGCCUUUCCUGGUGAAGCCCCUCCCCUCUCAGCUCAUGAAGCCUCUGCUGGUGUUUGUCAACCCAAAGAGCGGCGGGAACCAGGGAGCCAAGAUCAUCCAGUCCUUCAUGUGGUACCUGAACCCUCGACAGGUGUUCGACCUGACCAAGGGGGGGCCUAGAGAGGGGCUGGAGCUGUAUGCCAAAGUGCCCAACCUGAGGAUCUUGGCCUGUGGAGGAGACGGGACAGUUGGAUGGAUCCUGUCGGUCCUGGACCAGUUGAACCUUCGUCCUCAGCCUCCCGUCGGGAUCCUUCCUCUGGGAACUGGUAACGACCUGGCUCGGACUCUGAACUGGGGCGGGGGCUACACUGAUGAACCCAUCACAAAGAUCCUGUCUCACGUUGAGGACGGAAACAUUGUCCAGCUGGACCGGUGGAACCUCAAUGUGGAGUCCAACCCUGAGGCGCGAGCGGAGGACAGGGACGAGCAUCAGACAGACAAGCUUCCUAUUGACGUCUUCAACAACUACUUCAGUCUGGGCUUCGAUGCUCACGUCACACUGGGCUUCCACGAGUCGAGAGAGGCGAACCCAGAGAAGUUCAACAGCCGCUUCAGGAACAAGAUGUUCUACGCAGGGACGGCGUUUUCUGACUUCCUGAGCGGGAGUUCCAAAGACCUCGCCAAACACAUCAAAGUGGUGUGUGAUGGGACAGACCUGACAGCCAAAGUCCAGGACCUGAAGCUACAGUGUCUGCUGUUCCUCAACAUCCCCAGGUACUGUGCAGGCACCAUGCCGUGGGGUCACCCUAGUGAGCAUCAAGACUUUGAACCUCAGCGUCAUGACGACGGCUUCAUCGAGGUCAUCGGCUUCACCAUGACGUCUCUGGCCACGCUGCAGGUGGGGGGUCACGGCGAGCGUCUGCACCAGUGUAAAGAGGUGACCCUCACCACCUACAAGUCCAUCCCCAUGCAGGUGGACGGGGAACCCUGUAAACUGGCUCCGUCCGUGAUCCGCAUCAACCUGAGGAACCAGGCCAACCUGGUCCAGAAGACCAAGAGGAGGAUCUCCAUGCCCCACCUCAACGAUCAGCAGCCCCUCCCUGACACGCUGCAGAUCAGAGUGAACAGGAUCAGCAUGGCGGCCUACGAGGCUCUGCACUACGACAAGGACCAGCUGAAGGAGGCCUCCAUGCCGCUCGGAGUCAUCACCGUCCCCGGAGACAGUGACCUGGAGACCUGCCGCCUGCUCAUUGAGCGUCUGCAGGAAAACUUAGACCAGGACAGUGACACGAUGAGGGGGGAGUGUCUAUCUUCACAGAAACUGUCCCUGAAGUGGUGUUUCCUCGACUGUACGACUGCAGACCGCUUCUACAGGAUCGACCGAGCUCAGGAGCACCUGAACUACGUCACGGAGAUCUCUCAGGAGGAGCUCUACAUCCUGGAUCCGGAGCUCGUAUUAAAGGAGACCGUGGGCACCUCCCCUGGGAUGCCGGACCUGGUGGACUCAGAGGAGCACCAGGACCAGCAGAGACAGUUCGCCUUCCCCUGCUCCCCAUCCUCCCCCACCUCCUCAGACACACCCAGGGUGAGAGACUUCCAGAGGAGGAGGAUCUCCAGUGACAGCUCAGUGGCUGAUGCUUUGUCCCAGAGCUCCUCCAAGACGACCCUGUGCAGGAGGGAGGCAAAGUUCCCCAAUGUCCAUCGCUCCAACACCACCCUCGCUGAUUUCAGAUCCAUGAUUCGUCCCUCCAGUGCUAUCUCACACCACCCUGAGAAAGAGGCAGAGCUGAUCAGCUGCAUUGAGGCUGAAGACCUGGACCAGCUAAUGGAGCUCCACCAGCAGGGGGCGGACCUGCUGUUGCAGGACGCAGCCGGCUGCACGCUGCUGCAUCACGCCGUGCGGGUUGAGAGCAAAGAGAUCGUCAAGUACCUCAUCGACCAUGUUCCCACGUCUCACCUGGACGUCACAGAGAGAGAGACAGGUGAGACAGCGCUCCACAAAGCUGCCACUUCCUGUCAGAGGAGCAUCUGUCACUACCUGGUGGAGGGCGGGGCAUCGCUCAUGAAGACAGACCUGCAGGGUGAGACUCCCAAACAGCACGCUGAGAGAGCCAGAGACCAGGACCUGGCUGAGUACCUGGAGAACCGCCAGCAUUACCAGAUGAUCCAGAGAGAAGACCACGAGACGGCAGUCUGACCUCCGACCUGUCUGACCUCUGACCUGUCUGUCCUUAGCUCUUUCAUGUAUCUACUCCCAGCUCAGUGUGUAUAUCAGGGUCAAAGGUCGUGUUUUAACUCCUCAGACUGAAUGUAGUCCACUACUCCUUCCUGUCUGUUCAAGACAGGAGGCUGGUAGACUGAUGACAUCAUGAUUAUCAGUUAUUGUUUUUGUAGACUGAUGACAUCAUGAUUAUCAGUUAUUGUUUUGAUCAAACUGCUUUAACUGACCAGAGAUCAGUGUUUGUUCUGUCGUCUGGUCCAAACUGAAGGAAACCUCUGGACACUAAAGUCAAUUCAAACUAGACCACAAAGGCUCGUUUCUGAAUGUGUCUCAAUGAGCUGAACGUUAGCGCUCUGAACAUUAGCACACUGAACGUUAGCAGUCUGAAUGUUAGCAGUCUGAACGUUAGCAGUCUGAAUGUUAGCAGUCGGAACGUUAGCAGUCUGAAUGUUAGCGCUCCGAACAUUAGCACACUGAACGUUAGCAGUCUGAAUGUUAGCGCUCUGAAUGUUAGCAGUCUGAACGUUAGCAGUCUGAACGUUAGCAGUCUGAAUGUUAGCAGUCUGAAUGUUAGCACUCUGAACGUUAGCAGUCUGAAUGUUAGCAGUCUGAACGUUAGCAGUCUGAAUGUUAGCACUCCGAACAUUAGCACACUGAACGUUAGCAGUCUGAAUGUUAGCGCUCUGAAUGUUAGCGAUCUGAACGUUAGCAGUCUGAAUGUUAGCACUCUGAACGUUAGAAGUCUGAAUGUUAGCAGUCUGUAUGUUAGCGCUCUGAAUGUUAGCAGUCUGAAUGUUAGCGCUCUGAACAUUAGCACUCUGAACGUUAGCAGACUGAAUGUUAGCACUCUGAACGUUAGAAGUCUGAAUGUUAGCAGUCUGAAUGUUAGCGCUCUGAACAUUAGUGCUCUGAAUGUUAGGGUUAGGGUUAGCGUUAGCACUCUAGACAUGAAAGGUAACACUCUAAAUGUUAGCACUCUGAACGUUAGCAGUCUGAAUGUUAGCACUCUGAACGUUAGCAGUCUGAAUGUUAGCAGUCUGAAUAUUAGCACUGUGAACGUGAACGUUAGCGCUCUAAAUGUUAGCACUCUGAACGUUAGCAGUCUGAAUGUUAGCAGUCUGAAUGUUAGCAGUCUGGACGUGAACGUUAGCGCUCUAAACGUUAGCACUCUGAACGUUAGCAAUCUGAAUGUUAGCAGUCUGAAUGUUAGCAGUCUGAAUGUUAGCAGUCUGGACGUGAACGUUAGCGCUCUAAACAUUAGCACUCUGAACGUUAGCAAUCUGAAUGUUAGCAGUCUGAAUGUUAGCAGUCUGAAUGUUAGCAGUCUGGACGUGAACGUUAGCGCUCUAAACGUUAGCACUCUGAACGUUAGCAGUCUGAAUGUUAGCAGUCUGAAUGUUAGCAGUCUGAAUGUUAGCAGUCUGAAUGUUAGCAGUCUGAAUGUUAGCAGUCUGGACCUGAACGUUAGCGCUCUAAACAUUAGCACUCUGACCUGUGUGUAAAUGACAGUGUGUGCAUGUGUGUGCAUGUGUGUGUGUGUGUGUGUGUGUGUGUGUGUGUGUGUGUGUACAGAUGUGAACAGUGACAGCAUUUAUGUGUCUGCAGCUGGAUUUGAUGGAAACUAGAUGCUUUCGCCAUAUCAGUUAGAGCGGCUGCAAAAACGUGUCUUCUCAGCUUCUAGUGAUGAUUUCUGAUGAGAAAUAAGUGUUUGGAUAUUUAAUGUAGCCUCAGAGGAGUUUAGAUAUUUAUGAUGUGUAGAGAUAAAGACUUUAUGUGUUUGUGUCUGCUACAUGAGAAUGAAGCAUAGUGAUGUGUAUCUGCUGUACAUAGCUGAGAUAGACUCAGUGUGAAAACUGAAGCUGAAGCCAGAUUCUGCCAAAGCAGUCAGUCUGUACUAAAAGCUAAUUAUGAUGACACUGUAUGAUAACGAGUAAUCACUGUUUGGUUUUAUCAUUUGAGUGACCUGCAAUAAAGCAUGUCAGUAACAA
Molecule: messenger RNA, 5888 nt
Organism: Seriola aureovittata
Lineage: Eukaryota; Metazoa; Chordata; Actinopteri; Carangiformes; Carangidae
Product: diacylglycerol kinase zeta-like
Exons: 33
Coding region: 16-3876 (1286 amino acids)
Biological process (GO): intracellular signal transduction; diacylglycerol metabolic process; lipid phosphorylation
Cellular component (GO): nucleus
Molecular function (GO): ATP-dependent diacylglycerol kinase activity; protein binding
Source: RefSeq, a predicted model, not a curated record